This is a messenger RNA of Cotesia congregata, 690 nucleotides long. Lineage: Eukaryota; Metazoa; Arthropoda; Insecta; Hymenoptera; Braconidae. The record is from the annotation of a GenBank genome assembly.
AUGGCAACAAUAAGAGUACUAAACAAUAUACUUAGACAAAAAUCAUGUAAAUACAAUGGAAUUUCAUCAUUAUCGUUAUUAUCUUUUAAUAUUGACAAAAUAAUACUAAGAAAAUAUUCAAACGAAAAUGAAAAGAAGAAAUCAGAAAUUACGCAUUUUGAUAAUCACGCAAAUGAAAGUCAAGUAUCAACGUCAUUUGCAGAAGUAGUUAAAGAGAACACCAAGUCAGUAUGGUACACGGGCGUGAUAGUGGCUGGUGUGGGUAUAACAGCAUUGAUGUUCUACACGAUUUUCCGGGAACUGUUUUCGGAAAAAAGCCCUAACAAUAUUUACAGUAGUACCGUAGACAAAUGCAUCAAAGAUCCGAGAGUCGUUGACACACUCGGCGAGCCGAUAAAAGCCUACGGCGAGGAAACUCGCCGGGGAAGACGUCAGCGCGCUAGUCAUGUCGUUUUUACGCGUGAUGGUAGACCGCAUAUAAGAAUGCAAUUUUACCUCCAGGGAGACCGUAAAAAGGGGACAGUACAUUUAGAGAUGAGAGAGGAUGAUAACGGCAAACUAGCCUAUCGAUACUUACUGAUCCAACUGGACGAUAUACUCCGUACAGUUAUCGUUUUAGAAGAUAACAGAGCAGCGGAGAUUAGCCCAAACUUCGAGGUGGAAAAUUCUCCAACCUCUUCAAUCCAAUAA